GAUCCACUCAACAAGACUAUAAAUUGGCGGCAAUUAAAAGACCUAGUUAGGUUCUAUUUAUUGGACAACUAAGUCAACAUGAAGCUGUUACUGUUGUUCACCCUUGUGGCUUUGGGUAACUCCUUCCACAUUGCCUUCCCCGAGGAUGACGAGGCCCAAUGGGAACUCUUCAAGAUCGAACAUGAGCGAUUGUAUGGAGAUGAGAAGGAGGAGCACACUAGAAAGGAAAUCUUCAUGAACAACCUCAACUUCAUCCGUGAACACAACAAGAAGCACGAGCGAGGAGAAGUUACCUUCACCGUAGGAGUCAACCAGUUCGCUGACAUGACUAUUGAGGAGUUUCGCCAGAGGAUGAAUGGAUUCAGACUGCCCGAGGACUACAAGAGAAACGGAACCAAGUUUGAGUUCGACGAGAACCUCGAAGUUCCCAAGACUGUUGACUGGAGGAAGAAGGGAGCCGUAACCCCCGUCAAGAACCAGGGAAAUUGUGGAUCUAGCUAUGCAUUCAGUGCGACCGGAAGUUUGGAAGGACAGGUCUACCUGAAGACCAAGAAGCUGGUGUCUUUGAGUGAGCAGAACCUUGUUGACUGCAGCUAUGAUCAAUAUAACGAUGGGUGUAACGGAGGAUUUGCGGAUUACGCAUUCGAUUACAUCGAGCAAAACAACGGAAUUGACACAGAAGCUUCUUAUCCCUAUAAAGCUGAGGAAAACGAAUGCAAAUACAAUGCCAAGAAAAAGGGCGCCACUUGCUCUGGCUACGUGGAUCUGACUGAAGGGUAUGAGCAGGAAAUGCAACAGGCCGUGGCCAAGAUUGGACCAGUGGCUGUCGCCAUCGACGCCAGCCAAAGCUCCUUCAUACUGUACCAGAGCGGAGUGUACAAUGACCCUUUGUGCUCCAAAAAGGUCCAAGGACAUUCAAUGUUGGUUGUCGGGUACGGCACUGCUAAAAAGGGAGGAGAGUACUGGUUAGCAAAGAACUGCUGGGGAACCUCCUGGGGAAUGAAGGGAUACGUCAUGAUUGCCAGGAACCACGACAACAUGUGCGGCAUUGCCUCCCAGGCCAGCUACCCCAAAGUCUAGACCAUCACUUUACCAUGGCCAAUGGCCAGCUACCCCAUAGUCUAGACCAUCACUUUACCAUGGCCAAUGGCCAGCUACCCCAUAGUCUAGACCAUCACUUCAAUAUGGCCCAUUGCCAGCCACCCAACAGUCUAUAACAUCACUAUACAUCAUGGCUAGUGGUCAGAUCAACGUCUUUACUUUGUCAUUAUUAAAUAAAAUA
Messenger RNA from Macrosteles quadrilineatus (aster leafhopper), 1282 nucleotides. RefSeq names its product procathepsin L-like. Gene Ontology annotation, biological process: immune response. The record is from RefSeq and is a predicted model, not a curated record. Lineage: Eukaryota; Metazoa; Arthropoda; Insecta; Hemiptera; Cicadellidae. Bases 79 to 1080 code for a protein of 333 amino acids. Gene Ontology annotation, molecular function: cysteine-type endopeptidase activity. Gene Ontology annotation, cellular component: lysosome. The transcript is spliced from 7 exons.